AUGGCCCGCUUCUCUAUCCCAACAAAAGCCAGGCUUCCAUCCUCAUUACGAGUUGAUGCAUCCAAUCCUGCUGUUGUCAAGAGUCUCAAUAGACUCUCACGAGAGUCUCUUAUUUCCCUGGCAUUAGAUUGGCUUGACGAUGAGAGUCUCCCGAAUUCUAUUCCUUACAUUGAGAGGAGGGAGGAGGACGAUGAUGAAGAAAAUGACGACCUUUACCCUCCUUGUCAAAGUAUUGACGAAUUACAACAACUUUAUAUCGACAUGCAGCAACAAAAAGGGUCAAAAAGAGAUGCUGUCAGCCGGAUUGUUGAGGGUGAUUGGAGACUAGGCCUGACAUUAUAUCAACUAGCCAUGGCUGAUAUGGCCUAUUUCGAACAGAAUCCAACAUCUCAAAAAUGGUCGGCCUAUCAGAUCCUACCUCUUAAGCAGCCUUCUCAAGAUGCUGGCGAGGAUCAGGUGCUCAAAGUCGACCAAGAAAGUUUGACAAUACCUCGUUUUCAUCCGUCAACAUUUCUCCAAAACCUCCAAACCCAUGUGCUACCGGACGUCAAGGCACAUUAUCACUUUCACCGACCUACAGCCAUCCCUGUUCUACUACUGCGCAUUUUCAUCAUAGAUUCACCCUACAACACAGACUUUGCUCUUUCAAGUCGGGAUCCAAGUGGUACAGCAACAAACUUCGAUUCUUCACGGACAGUGUACAUUGCGUUUCCCGACGGAUCACCUGCUUUGUACAUUACGAGAUCGCAAGCCACAGGUAGCACUGGCUCAGGAGAGUCUAAAAGCUUGCAUAGCUUGAUCGUGGAUGGAGUACCCAAGGCUCUCUCACGCCCCCGUGAACGAUACACUCUCAAAUCAGCAAACCUUCAAAGCAAGAACUUGGAUGCACUUCUAGAAAAGAAGGGAUCUGGACGCACAAAUUCUGCAGGAGGUGGCUGGAGCAUCUACUCUAACGAAGCCACAAAGAUAUCUCCAUUAGAUACCGUUAUUCCAACUCCACCACUCUCUCGGGAAUCAUCGUCCUCAAGUCUCGGUCCCAAGCGGGGAGCGUCAUUAACUGAAUCAGAACGGGUUGCGAAGAAAUCGAAAUUGGUUGCCAAGGCUCGAUUCGGCGAUUCGGGUAUUGUCACUGAUGGUAAGGGAGUGGAAAAGGUUGACAUCGUCAUACAAGAUCCAUUUCCUUCUACAAGUGAAGAUAUUGGCGAUGCAGAAGAGAAUGAAAAUGACGCCACGGCAGGGAGCAAAAGUCGACGAAAGAGCAAGAUUACGGCCGUUAUUCGAGAGGCGAAUAUCGCAGCAGAAGAAGACAACAACGAUACUAACUCUUCAGAUCGAUGGACACCAACUAUCAAAGUAACGUUUUCUGGAACACACGCUGGGAUAAUAGAUGGAGAGCGAAUGCCCGGAUGGAUGACAGGGGAGGAGGGGGUAACAACAGGACUUGUAAGGCAUGGAAGAAUACGUGGAUACAAGGGCUCAGGGAUGUGA
Messenger RNA from Fusarium redolens, 1488 nucleotides. RefSeq names its product centromere protein Chl4/mis15/CENP-N. Lineage: Eukaryota; Fungi; Ascomycota; Sordariomycetes; Hypocreales; Nectriaceae. Gene Ontology annotation, biological process: chromosome segregation; CENP-A containing chromatin assembly. The coding region runs from base 1 to 1488 and encodes 495 amino acids. The transcript has 2 exons. The record is from RefSeq and is a predicted model, not a curated record.